Lolium perenne is the source of this 5271-nucleotide messenger RNA. RefSeq lists its product as uncharacterized. The record is from RefSeq and is a predicted model, not a curated record. Gene Ontology annotation, molecular function: protein binding. NCBI's taxonomy places the organism in Eukaryota, Viridiplantae, Streptophyta, Magnoliopsida, Poales, Poaceae.
AGCAACCUCCCUUCCCCUUCCCCUCUGCCCUGCCACGCCUUUCUUCCCCAAAUCAACCGCGCCCCUCCAGACCAGAGCCUCCCCCUCCGAUCAGCCGCCGCCGGCCGAUGCCCCAGCGCCGCCGGGGCUGACGCAGGCGGUAGCGCCCAACCCCCCGCGCUAAAACCCUAGCCGCCCCCAACCCAGCCCCCAUGACCAGCCCCCACCUAGGUCUCGGCCUCGCGCCGCCGCCGCCGCCAUCCGCCGACCCGUCCGCCGCGCCGCCACCCCGCCGCGCCCCGCGGCUGGCCAAGCGCCGCCACGCGGCCCCCACCUCCCGCUCCCGCGCGCAACCGUCCACCUCGACCUCGGCCACGUCGUGGAACCCAUUCGGCGGCGGCGGCGGUACGGAUGCAUCGGGGCAGCACGGAACUGCCACCGGGCCAGCGAGUGCGGACGGCGGCGGCGGUUCCGGGUUCGGGCAGAAUGAGGGCUUCGUGUUUGGGUCCGCUCCGACAGCGAGGCAGCAGCCUCCGCAGCCGCCGACGCCGGGGUCGUCAUCCAGCGAAGCCCCCUUCGUGUUCGGGAGCGUGAGGGACAGCCUGCCCCGGUUCGACGAAGGCCCGUCAGCUGCUUCGAAGCUGGACGACAUGAUGGGGAAGAUGAACCUGCAGAGUCCACAAGGUAAAUGCAGCGUUGAUGCUGGUAAAGAUAAGAGCUCAGUUUCUGGCGUCGCUAUACCACCUAGUUUGGCUUCCGACAGCGAAGCGAAUGUGCUCCCGGAAAAGCUGACGCGGUUGAAUUUAGGUACCGGGGCGCCAUUACAGGAUGAGCCUGCUAGCAGUGUGCCGAAAACGUUUGUGUUUGGGAGUAGCGGAGCUGGGGAUUUUCCUGACAGCACGCUCACUGCUUCCUCCCGUGCAGAUUCUAGUUCAGUCCAGGUUACUGCGGCAAAUGGUGCGCCUGGAAGUGGCCGUGCAGAUGGCAGCAAGGAUGUUGCCCCUGGUGGUGUUAAUAUCAAUGCAUCUACUGCGGAUUGCGGUACCGAUGAUGCAAGCGUGCUUCCGGAGAAGAUAACACAGCUGAAUAUAGGAGGUGGCACGUUCCAGUACAUGAAAGAGGGUAGUGGUACUCAUCAAACUCCCCAAGUGUUUGGCUCUGGGGCUGGCGGAACUACAUACACUCCUUUUGGCAACGUUUCAAGCAAGGGUUCCGGGGGUGGAGUUACGCAGAGUGUGAGAAGCGAUAAUGCAAAUUGCCCUCCAGAGGCAUUUGUAUUUGGAACAAAUGGGAGCACAAACUCUGCUUCGGAACAUCCAGCUCAUGGUAAAUUGGAAAGCACACUUGCAGAGAAGAUGACAAAUUUAAAUAUACAACGUAGCAUCCCACCUCAGGGCAUGAAAGAUGAAGCUGCUCGGAAACCAGAACCGUUUGUUUUUGGAAGUAGUGCAACUUCAAAUUAUUCUGUGAACACCACAUCUUUCACAAGUUCUCAAACUAAUGUAUCCUCAGAAGGCAGUAGAAAUGACUUGGGCAGUGAUGAUACUAGAUAUUCAACAUAUUCCAAAUCAAACAUUGAUAAAGGCUAUGUGACAAAUAACUUUGUUAUCGGUAGCGGUAGCAGUGCACCUGCUCGAUCUGAAGGGGCUGCAGGAAAACAUGCACUGCAAGAUGGAAUCAAGAAAUUGAACAUCAACAGGGAAGGACCAUCAGUUGGACGUGUUGAAGUGAAUGAUGCUUCCACUUUUGAAUUUUCAUUUGAGAGCAAAGCAGAAGCUACUCCAGGACAUGGUACCGUUCCUCAGCCAAAAUUUCAUGGGUCAUGCCCGUUUACUCCUUUGAAUCAUUCAUCUAGUUUCUCUACAUCUGCAAGUGAGAUGCCAUCUUUCAUUUCCAACCUUAUGAAUGCAGGAACAAGAACUGCUACCGGUGAAUCUAAUGCAGUCAAACAUGAUCCGGCUAGUUGCACCAGAGAGAGCUUAUUUGGUAUUGACUAUAUAAAAUCAGCUUAUAGAGACAAAAAGGAAGCUCAUAAGAGCUCAAGAAAGAAAAGACCAAGUAGGCUAAAACAACAUGCUCAACUCCAUCAAGUUCCGCAAGAAGCAUGCACCGACAGACAAACCUCAGAUUUAACAGGUGACUAUUCACCAAUGGAUUGUUCUCCUUAUCAGCCAACAGUUGAACAAGUGUCAAGAGAGUCAUCUGUGAGUUGUGAUCCGUCCAUUCACAUACUUGAUAGUAGCGUCUCAAAUCAGCAGACCAGUUGUGCUGAAGAUGAUCUAGUAUCUGCUACUGAGCAUCUUGUUAUCGGGGCAGAGCUUCCAACAUGUCAAGAUGAAGGCAGAGAUCCCACUGUGGAUGCAUCUGAGAGUAAUUUUGGUAGCAACUUCUCUAGUUUCGAUGGAGAAAUAAAUUUCUGUGAUGUAUCACAGCCCCUUUUCACUAAUAUGAGCGUUGACCCUACUGGUGAACCUAAAAUGUACACAACUGAAGCUUGGGUCGAUGGUUUUGAAUGUAAUAUAAGUGGGCAAACUUGCGAAGAGAACAGCUCCAGAAUACAACAUGAGUCUUGUGAACCUGUUAAUACUCAAUCAAGCUCAGCAGAUUUGAGUGGGCUCAACUUCACCUUUGGUGCAUCACUGUAUCCCGGAAGUUCUUCUUCGGCGCAAAAACGUACUUCAAAAAGAAAGUUAAGGACUAAGGGCAGUCAGGUGCUUAAGUCUUCAUCCACCCAAGCUUCUGUACAGCCCAAAAGCCCACAAGACACAAAGAUGCAGUUUUCCCCAGAAACAAGUGAGACAAAAAAUUCAGUUAAAGAGCAGUUUAGCAGAGAUGCAUCAAUUUUGUCAGGUUUGGAGACUUGUGAGACCUGGCGUACAAGUGGGAAUCAAGCCUAUGCAAAUGGUCACUUUGCCACUGCAGAGGGCUGUUAUACCCGUGGAAUAAAUUCUAUUUCCCAGUAUGGAACUUCUGGACGCUGUUCCCGUGCAUUGGCGAUGUGCUAUAGCAACCGUGCAGCCACUAGAAUGUCUCUGGGGAGAAUGAGCGAAGCUCUUCAGGAUUGCUCGAUUGCGACAUCAAUUGAUCCCACCUUUCUUAAGGCUAAAGUUCGUGCUGCAAAUUGCCAGCUAGCACUUGGAGAUCUUGAAGGCGCAUCAAGCAAUUACACAGCCUGUUUGAAAUCUAGUAACACUGCUGAUUUUGACAUCAAAAUGUCUGCUGAGGCUUCUAAUGGCCUGGAAAGAGUCAAGAGGGUGACAGAUUGGGUAUCCCAGUCCAGGGAACUUCUCAAGAAAAGAACAUUGCCUGAAGCAAAAACAGCUUUUGAAUUUAUCUCCAGUGCAUUGGAAAUAAGUUCACAUUCAGAUAUCCUAAUGGAGAUGAAAGCAGAGGCACUGCUGACGCUACGAAGAUAUGAAGAAGUAAUCGAGCUAUGUCAAACUGUAGAUUUGGCUGAAAGAAGUGCUGUUUUAAUUAAUUCCAAUGGAGAACCAAAUAGUUCAAAUGUAUCUGGAAAGGCAGAAUGCUCUGUAACACUUUGGCGGCCAUACCUCAUUUGCAAGUCUUACUUCCUUCUAGGCAAGCUUGAUGAGGCUCUUGACUUGCUAAAGAAGCAUGAGCUAGUGACACCUGAAGAGAGUGAUGGGAGCGCAUCUCGGAAAUGUUUCUCAUCAUUGUCUACAAGUAUAAGGCAACUUCUUUCCUUCAAGGCUGCGGGGAAUGAAGCAUUUCAAGCUCGCCGAUAUUCAGAAGCUGUGGAACAGUAUUCAUCGGCUCUGGCAUGCAAUAGUGAAUCACGGCCCUUUUCAGCUGUCUGUUUUUGCAACCGUGCAGCUGCAUAUCAAGCACUUGGUCAACUUACUGAUGCAAUCGCAGAUUGUUCACUAGCCAUGGUUCUUGAUGCAAAUUAUCCUAAGGCAAUUUCUAGGCGAGCCACAUUAUACGAGAUUAUAAGGGAUUAUGGGCAAUCUGCUAAUGAUUUAAGGAAGCUAAUCUCACUUCUUCAAAAGCAAGCCAAUAAGCCUGGAGCAUCACCAAAAGUUGUGAACAAGCAUAGUGACCUGAAGCAGGCGCGAGCCCGACUUCUGUCUGUGGAGGAUGAAGCAAGAAAAGAUACUCCCUUGAAUUUUUAUUUGAUCCUGGGGGUUGAACCAUCCUGCUCUCCACCGGAUAUUAAGAAGGCCUACCGAAAAGCUGCAUUGAGACAUCACCCGGACAAGGCCACUCAACUGCUGGUCAGAAAUGAGAAUACCGAUGAUGGGUUUUGGAGGGAUAUUGCCAAGGAGGUUUAUUCAGAUGCUGAUCAUCUGUUCAAAACGAUUGGAGAGGCAUAUAAUAUUCUUUCAGAUCCCGGCAAGCGUGAAGAGUAUGAUAUUGAAGAGAAUCUAAGAAAUGCUGCCAGGAGAGCUUUUAAGGGGAGGAAUACACCAAGGUCACCUGAACAGCACUAUAGGAAACAAUAUGACAGGGGUUUUAGUCCUCGUCAGUGGCAAUCUGCGGGGCAGUCAAACAAUGGUGUGCCCCGCUCACGUUGGUCCGGAUACGAAUACGCUGAUGACUACUGGUAAAUUUUUUCGGUAGAUGCUUGUGGUAUGAUCUUAGCGUGGAAUCUGCAGCAUCGGCUGCAUAUGAGCAAGGCGGACCUCCUUGCACCAAGGUGUGUGGCCUUUGUCCUCCUGGAGUUGUUAGAUGCCACUGCUAACCUGCCAUCCUCCCUCCUUGGCAUCUAGGGGAUGCAUUGCAGCUUCGCUGCCUGUCUGCUCAAUUCCGUUCUUUGGAAGAGGAUGGAAAAUUGUGGUUUGAAUGGUCUGCGUGAUGGUUUGGUGGUUGAAUUCUUGAACAGCAUGGAAUACUUGGUUGACAUUGUCAGUCUGCACCACCAUGAAAGAUUAACAUCAGAGGGAGAGUUUUGGCUUGCCCCAUAGGCAAACACAUUGCUUGUUCAUGCACAUAGGGAUACACAAAUUAUUUUUGGUGGGCUGAGAUCAAGAGUUUUGUUCUAUUUAUGAAUGCUUCAGAUAUUGUGCCUACCUGAAGGAGAAACAAUGUUGUUCUGUAGAAGUAUGGUAUUGUUCAUGUCUGUAAUUCCUAAUUAGGUGGAAUUAGGAAGACAUUUGCUGAAGGAACCAAAUUUUCCUUUGCGGGUAUUUCUUUAAAUGACAUGUAACCAAUUUUCUGCAAAGAUACAAGCGCAGAGUGAAAAUUUGACAGUGUAUGUGGGCCAACAAUGUUUGGCUAUACAUUUUAGAAUGACUAAAAUGCAUCCACUAUCACUGAAACAUGUUUGACCUA